CCGGGCUGUGGCUGCUGGCUGGGCACCGGACGUCUGCCACCAUGUCCCUGGCGGCCUCCGCAGCCCGGGGCCCCGGGGCCCUGUGGUCCCCAACGCACGUGCAGGUGACGGUGCUGCAGGCGCGGGGCCUGCGGGCCAAGGGUCCGGGGGGCACGAGCGACGCGUACGCGGUGAUCCAGGUGGGCAAGGAGAAGUACGCCACGUCGGUGUCGGAGCGCAGCCUGGGCGCGCCGGUGUGGCGCGAGGAGGCCACCUUCGAGCUGCCGCCGCUGCUGUCGUCCGGGGCGUCCACCGCCACCCUGCAGCUCACCGUGCUGCACCGCGCGCUGCUCGGCCUCGACAAGUUCCUGGGUCGCGCUGACGUGGACCUGCGGGAGCUACACAGCGACCAGGGCCGCAGGAAGAAGCAAUGGUACGCCUUGAAGUCCAAACCAGGAAAGAAGGACAAAGAACGAGGAGAAAUCGAGGUGGACAUCCAGUUUAUGAGAAACAACAUGACUGCCAGCAUGUUUGACCUCUCCAUGAAAGACAAGUCUCGGAAUCCAUUUGGAAAACUGAAGGACAAGAUCAAAGGGAAGAACAAGGACAGCGCAUCAGACGCCACGUCAGCUGUCGUCCCCAGCACCACACCUUCGGUCGACAGUGACGAUGAGUCCUUCUCAAAAGACAAGAAAAAGAAAUCAAAGAUCAAAACUUUGUUUUCCAAGUCAAAUUUGCAGAAAACACCACUUUCUCAGUCCAUGUCAGUCCUACCUACUUCAAAGCCAGACAAAGUGCUGCUUCGUCCUGGGGACUUCCUGUCCCGGUGGGACGAUGACGACAAUGAGGAUGAGUCCUCCUCCGCCUCAGAUGUCAUGACCCACAAGAGAACAGCAAGUGCAGACCAUAAGCAACUGAACCAGAUCAACUUCAGCCUUCCCAAGAAAGAAGGACUCUCCUUCCUUGGGGGCCUUCGGGCCAAGAGUGACUCCCUUUCCCGCUCUAACGUCUGUAUCAAUGGGAACCAUGUUUACGUGGAGCAGUCAGAGGCCAGGCGUGAGACCAAAGACAGCAGCCCUUCUGAUUCCCCGUCCCCGCAGGGCUUCCGAAAGAAGCAUUUGUUCUCCUCCACUGAAGACCUGGCUGCUCGGCCUCCAAAGGAGCCCGGGGAAGGCGGCGCGUCUCCUGACAGGUGGAAGUCUGACCCUUCCACCAAGUCCAUGUCUUUGCCAUCCUACCGACCUCUGGCUGGUGGGGACAUCAGAGAAAACAUGGCUCCAGAAAACCGAGAGGCUACAAAAGAAACAAAAGACAGCAAGAAGCAGGAGAGCAAGAAGUCUUCUUUGCUUUCUCUGGUGACGGGAAAGAAAGAUGCUGCCAAGGACAGUGAAGGCGAAAGUCUUCCCACUGUUCUGGAGAAGGAGAAGGCAGGCUCGCUUGCAGAAGCCCAGCUGAGAAAGGAAGACCUCGCAGGAAGGUCUGAGAAAGACACUGCAUCUGUUGCGUCCAGGCAAGGCAGCUCCCCGGACCGCUUUGAAGAUGUGUGCAUGUCAGGACCAGAAGCUGGACUGGCAUCUAAGCCUGAACUCAAGCCCCCAGUUCCUGCUGCAAGGACUCUCCAGACCAAAGCUGUGAAGCCUCGACUGCAAGUGUCUCCAGAGGCUCAACCCAAGGCCAGGCUUCCUUCCCCCGACUCUGCCCUUCUGUUUGCUGCCCUUCUUUCUGGCUCUGCUCAGGCACCUGUCAUUUCUGACUUGAGAUGUAAUUCAGAGGCACAGUCCUCUGAAAGUCUUUCUGUCUUCUCUUUCCCAUCUCCCACAGCAGCCCCUAUUUCUACAUCCACUCCCGUUGAACACUGGCCCCCCACAGGCAGGGAUGAGGCCUGUUCUGAAGAGUGCUCUUCACUUCUUAAAGCAGUCUCUCAAAAGGAGAGUUUAACACCAGCUCCAAACACUGGCUCUGCCUUGGGAUCAUUUUGCAAACAACUACCCAUCCCACUGCAGAAAGGGACGGAAGAGUCAUCAGGGGGUGAGCCCAGGGAGACAGACUCAGGGAAUGAAGCCAGCAGUGACGAGUCAGGAAGGUAUCUCAUGGGGCAGCAGGAAGAACUGUGGGUUCCCUCCCCAGAACAGCACUGGGUGCCCUCACCUGAAGAGGGGGAGGGAGUAGCCUCUGCACUUCUGCUCAAGGGCAGCGGGAUCACAAGCCUUGCUGAAAAGCCUCCCACUGGAGGAAAUAUGAACUCUGAGGUUCAGCCUAGAUCUUUUAUGGAGAACAAUGUUAGCAAUGGCGGAAUGACUUCUGCAGUCAAAGAAGCAACACCCCCCCUUGAAGAGGAAGGGGCGGUACCCCCAUUUGACAGCAUAGUGCAGAAGCAUGAAGAGAUGGAUCUGAAUGCCAGCGGGGGCCAAAAGAAAGCCAAGAAGCGUGUGUCCUUUUCCAAACAGCUCUUUGUGGAGGGAGAGGCAGGGAAAUCCCCUGGGCCUGGGGCGGAGGACAGCCAGCACCUGAUGCAGGAGGGGGCUGCUGCUGCUGGAGCCGUGUCCAGUGCAACGUUUCCUGCAUCUCCCCACACAGAGGGCACAGAGAAGGAACUUGUAACCACAGACGCUCAGCCCACCAUCCGCUCCCUUGAAGAGAGUUUUGCAGAAGGCCCCAGCCCAGCAAGAGGCACCCAACUCUUCAGGAUGGAGGAGGACGAUGCCAUUAUGGCUCGGUCUCAGAGCAAAGCCAGUGAUCAUGAAGGCCUGCUGUCUGACCCCCUCACUGGCCUUCCAUCUUCCUCGGAUGUGAAAUCUCCCAUUGUGGCUGAUCUGAACCUGUCCCUCCCUUCCAUUCCUGAAGUGGCAUCUGAUGAUGAAAGACUAGAUGAGGCUGGCGAUGUCAGGAAGGCCGAAAAGCCAGUUCAUCCAGAAGCAGGCACUUCGUCCUUGUGCUUGUCACCACCCUGCCCUGAGAAGGCAGACAGGAAAAGUGGCAGGGCAGGGGGGUCAGUAUCUGAGGAGGAUCUGGAUGACUUCAGGCCGAAAACUCCCAAAGCAGCUCCUUCCGAGCAGACGGCAGUGUUAGGAAUUCUUAAACCACAUCUUGGCAAGAGCUCUGGUGUGGAUAAGCAGCUGCCAGGUUCUGGUGCUGGCGAGGAAGAAAAUUUGAAGGGAAGUGGGAGACCAGGUCCGCCUUUCUGCACACCCCUGGGCUCUCCUGUGCCUAGCCCCUCCUUCUCUGAGACCUUUCCUGCCGCCCACUCUUUCCCCAGUUCUCCCCAUUCUGACAGUCACCACACCACAUCACACCAUAUAGAAGAGUCUCAAAAAAAAUCACCAGACGGCUCCGCUGGUAAAAUAGAAAAUUUUGGCAAGAGGAAGCCGCUCCUACAAGCCUGGGUCUCACCCUCAGAGACACAUCCAGUCUCAGCUCAGCCAAGCGCUAGAGCUGGGGCAGCCAAGCACAGACUUCAUCCUGUGAAGCCAAUGAACACAACAACCACCAAGACAACAAACUCCAGUUUGGGAACUGCUACCAUCAUCAGUGAGAACCUGAUCAACGAAGGCCCGAUGAAGAAAUACGACCCCUCAGAUCCUGCCUUCGCCUAUGCACAGCUGACCCAUGAUGAGCUGAUCCAGCUGGUCCUCAAACAGAAGGAAACCAUCAGCAAGAAGGAGUUUCAGGUUCGUGAGCUCGAAGACUACAUCGACAACUUGCUAGUCAGAGUCAUGGAGGAGACCCCCAACAUCCUCCGCAUUCCGGCUCAGCUCGGCAAAAAGGCGGGAAAAGUUUGAACCAGAAGGAACCACUGAGAUGAUUCAUGAGCUUGUUUCCACCUCCUCUUGAGGGCAAAGACAUGGUCUGCCUAAUCACCAGCCCGCAGGCUCCAGAUCACCACCUCCCUUGUGUGUUAUCUAUCAAGAGUUCUUCCAGUUGAAGCCAGGUUGAUUAUUACAAUGACUCUUUCCCUGUACAUUUCCAGGGUUUUAUUUUUAAAUGCCACUGUGCCUUUAACUAGGUUGUAAAUACCAAGAUUAGAUCCUAAACCAGAGAUUCAGAUGGCUCAGACGAACUGUAACACUGGGGUUGUCUUCUUUGAUACUGAGAUUUUCAAGUAUAUCCUCCAGCCGUGAAACCUUGGUGAGAUGAUCGGAUCUUGGCCUUUGAGCAGCUCAGGUGUCACUCUUUGCCUGCAAACGCUAAAUUUUUAUAUCAUGUUUUGUUUUGUUUGGGAUUUUUGUUUCUUGGGGUUUUGUUUUUAAGAUAGAAUGUGCUUGCUAUAUAGCCGAGGCUAACCUUCAACUUCUGACCUCCCUGCUUCCAGUUCCCAAGUGCUGGGAUCUCUACUGUGUACUGCCCUGCGCAGCUCUAACUUGGUUUGAUUCCUUUUGACUGGAGCAGAGCUGUUUAGAGAAAGCGCUAAGCAUGUUUCUUAGAUUUUGAACAAACUGCCUCUUCCAAUUCCCACUACCUUCUAGCCUUAAAAAAUGUGCUCUGAGCCAGGUGUGGUGGCCCAUGCCUUUAAUCCCAGAACUUGAGAGGCAAAGGCAGGCGGAUCUCUGUGAGUUCAAGGCCAGCCUGGUCUACAUAGUGAGUUCUAGGCCAGCCAGGGCUACAU
Messenger RNA from Nannospalax galili (Upper Galilee mountains blind mole rat), 4582 nucleotides. It is a transcript of the gene Rab11fip1, whose product is annotated as RAB11 family interacting protein 1. Gene Ontology annotation, biological process: regulated exocytosis. The record is from RefSeq and is a predicted model, not a curated record. Lineage: Eukaryota; Metazoa; Chordata; Mammalia; Rodentia; Spalacidae. The transcript is spliced from 6 exons. The coding region runs from base 42 to 3758 and encodes 1238 amino acids. Gene Ontology annotation, molecular function: small GTPase binding. Gene Ontology annotation, cellular component: intracellular membrane-bounded organelle.